Molecule: messenger RNA, 3512 nt
Organism: Anneissia japonica
Lineage: Eukaryota; Metazoa; Echinodermata; Crinoidea; Comatulida; Comatulidae
Product: alpha-ketoglutarate-dependent dioxygenase alkB homolog 4-like
Exons: 4
Coding region: 154-993 (279 amino acids)
Biological process (GO): oxidative demethylation
Molecular function (GO): oxidoreductase activity; demethylase activity
Source: RefSeq, a predicted model, not a curated record
CUCUGUUUUUCUUCUCGUCGUCGUUGUUUUUUUUUUCUUAAAAAGUUGGUGCUUCGUCGAUCGUGUGCACGCUGGAGUCCCAUCACCGCUAAGUUUUCAUGUUGAUUGUUGAAUUUUAUUAUUGUUGGUAAUAUAUCCAGAUUUGCUAUCAUCAUGGAAGGUAGUAGUUCAGAGGUCAGAUGUGGGUGUAAAGGAGUGCGUGUAUGUUUACUAUGUGAAGCUGAGAAACAGCAAAUCAAGACCCAAAGCCUGCAUUCUAUUGCUACCAAUUAUGAGGAGUAUGUAUAUUGUGAGGACUGCCUUAAAGCAUGGGCCUUAUCUUCAGAGCUGAUUCAACAUCCAAACCACCAAGGAAAAGUCUUAGAUUUCCCUGGUGUCUGCAUUAUUUCAGAAUUUAUAACAGCAGAAGAAGAGAAAAACAUAGUUCAUGAAAUCGACAGUACAAAAUGGAAGGAAUCUCAGUCUGGAAGAUUAAAACAGGAUUAUGGUCCAAAGGUGAAUUUCAAAAGGAAGAAGGUGAAGAUGCAGCAGUUCACAGGUUUGCCUCAUUUCAGCUGUGCUUUGUACAACCGUAUGAUUUUGUUAGAUGAACUGAAAAACUUUGUCCCUGUUGAACUUUGCAACCUUGACUAUAAUCCCUCCAGAGGAUCGGCCAUAGAUCCCCAUUUUGAUGAUUUCUGGUUGUGGGGUGAACGUCUAGUGACAUUAAAUCUACUCUCUGAUUCCUACCUUGCUAUGACUAGUGACAAAGUUACAGGUGAACAAAGCAUAUUGGUGAGAGUGCCACUACCUCGCAGGAGUUUGGUCAUCCUUCAGGGUGAUGCCCGACAUGUAUGGAAACAUUCAGUACCACGUAGCGCAAUUGUUGCACGCCGAAUAGCAAUCACGCUCAGAGAGCUUUCGGAUGAGUUUCAAGCCGGUGGACGUCUUUCUGAGCAGGGUAAUGAAUUAAUAGAACGUGCUUUAACAUUUAAAGGUACUGCUGUUAAAUAGUUAUAAGUUUAUUUUCUUAUAAUUAUUUUUAUAGAAAUUCAUAGCACUUUUUUCACUUUGGUAACAACAUCCUUGUUAAUAUCUAAAUUGGGCGCUUUCUUAAAUUUUUCCUCCUCCAUUGAGAAAAAGAAAUAUGACCAACAGAUGUCAUCUGAGUCUUCUAUUAACAAACAUCUUGUUCUCUAGUAGAUUCAAGAGAGAGGGGCCUGACUGUAGUCUAGCUAUGUCUGUGCUAGUCUAGGCCUAGACGAAAUAAUUAGGCCUAGCUUAUAUCAUGCCUUGUACCAAGGUGUACGUUUGUUUUUACCUGAUCGAUUUCUAAAACAUGCCAUUUAUUGCUGAUGUUUUUGAGGCUAUCAGUAUUAAUAUAUUCAGUAUACAAUGGGUAUAAAUGACGUAAAGCAUGCGUGGUGACAUAAAGAAGCUGUAAGGCAGACUGUUUCUUUUACGGCCUGACGCGAUAUUUCUUAAAUCUGAGUACUGCUUAGUCAAGUACUACCUUAAGGGUGACAUUCAGUUGGUGGGGCGUACGGCGAAGAAAACAUUGAAAUUUGAAAACGCGUAAAAGAUGAACGAGGACGAAAAAUGAAAAUAUGUUUUUUUGUUUUUUGGAUUUUCAGUUAUUAAAAAUUUGAAUGAGAACAAAUUUUUGGACAGUUAAAUAAUAACUUUCCUGUAUUCGCUUGCAUUCAGUUUAUCCUAUUGGCUGCUAGUCAAUUUAAGGAUUUGUGUACUGUAUAAUGUCUGUAAAUCUGAAAACUUGUUUUUCAAACUAUUUCUCAUUGAAAGCUAAUUUCAAAUUAUAUUUGAAUUUUUAAGGUACAGUGCCUUUUUUGUGACCUUGUAAAUUAACUUUGUAAAUAUUCUAAAGUAGGAUGUGCUAGAUUGAAAUUUUGUCGAUUUUGAGAAAAUAUCAUUUGUGAGUAUAAUAGACUCUUCUGAAUUACUUGUGAAAAUUUCAGGUCUCAACAAUGAGUUGUUUCGGAGAUAGCACUACCUAUCAUUAAGCACAAAACUUACAAUGUAGUGAUUUUAUUAUGUGGUAAAAAUAUGUAACUGCAAGAUUACGGGGGAAAACAAUGUAUCUACGAUGAAGAUACAUUGCUUUGCCUCGGAAUGGUAAUCAAAAAUUCUAAUGUUAGCAACUCUAGUUACUUUUUAAUUCUAGUUCCUGCAGUUGUAAAGCUUCUUUCCUUUCCAAAGCUUUGGCUCUACAUUUUAGUUUAAAAAUUUAAGAUUAUGCAAAGGUAAGCUCGCAGUCGAUGCCAACGGAGGUGACAGGUUCUCGUUCUGACAGGAUUCUACAGGGGUUCAGCUGACUUUAGAGGUCCUCUUGCAUACUCCACAAGGGGUUAUCUCUCUUCCACCACUCAUAAUUAACUUAUUGGAUGGUUGCCUUGAAAGGCAUAGGCAUAUCUGGGGCCUUAAAGUAUGUCUCUGCUUCAGCAUUAGGCACCAAGUCCUUUAACAUCUUCUUCUGUUUGUCGGUCAAAACGUUGGUGCGUUGCACUUUCCACCACUCCAGUACCUCGGUACUAUAGGGAAUGCCCUCAAGCUUAAGUUGAGGGUUCCUGGGUGCUAAUGCUGGCUUAUAUGGCUGUUGAUCUUUGGGCGUUUCAAACUUCCCUUCCUCAGGCUCUGCCAUGAUCGACAUUACGUCAUCCUCUGAUACAUGUCGCCUACGAGACCUCGGCCUCUUGUCGCUAUCUGAUGAGCUAAAUGAGCGAUUCUUGCCUACCUCGACUACCUCAUUGUGACGAGUCUUGUCGAGACCGUCUACCCUGUGUAUGAGAGAAAGACCUUGAGCAUGAUCGUGAAUGGUGCCCCAUGUUCAUGAGGGUAUCGUUUAGCCUGUCUAGUCUUACAUCCAGCAUCGCCUCCUAAUGAUUCGAAACCGAAAGAGGACGCAGUAUAACUGUGUUUCCUCACAAAAGAAACACGCCAAGUAAAUUCUGGAUUCAAAAUUGUGUGAUUUUCCAGGCCUAGCAGGUAAUGGGGAGUUCUGUCCACCAGUCAGCAUGAUUCGCCGAUGCAGGUUAUUCCCCAUUUCGGGUUUAAAUGGACUUCUUUAUCUGCCAUUAUCGGCUUCUCUAUGUUACGUAGAUUCUAUUUUGCACUUUUAAGUGUCUUAUUAAUCUUGUGAAAACAGCAAUUUCGUGACUUUGGUCACCGAAUAUUACUUAGCACGCACAUAUCGCAUUGAUUAUGACUACGCAUGCGCAACUGGACUCUCAUGGAAUCUCGAGCAAGUUUCAAAAUAAACUGAUUAUAUAAAUUUAAAUAAAAAUAUAAUUUUACUUUUGGCCAAUUAGUGCACCGCCACCACAAAAAAAUGGAAAUUUCUGAAAAAAAUUAAAGUUUUUCUUUAUUUUUAUUACGUCUGCAUUACAUGACAACUGUAAACUCAACAGUAGUGUACUUGAGAAGGACCACUAAAAAUAAAAUGAAAGACUACUAAAAAUAAAAUGUGCAAUUAACAUAAUUAUAUAAAAAUCUAUUUUUAAUCAAAAGUUCUAAGU